GCCAUCCGAAGUACCGUGUCAUGAACCCCAGUGGGAGGAAGCAGUACGCGAGAGAAUCGGCCGCAGCACUGGACAGUACCAGUGGGGAUAGGUUCGUCGCUGUUUGGCUCAGGACGUUCGUCUCGAGCACUGAGGCGCAAGCAUCUACCCUCUGGGUGAGACCGAAGUCUUGCCCAUCGCGCCCCCCCCAAGUGCAUCAAUGGCGAGCCUUCUCGUGAGCUUCGCUGGCCUGUGCCUCCUCGGCUGCGCUGCUGGCCAGGGCCUCUUCUCGGACUGCCCCUCGGCCAUGAACACCGGCUCGGUCGGCAGCUGCAAGAUCUUCGGGUGCUCCGCGAGCCGCGGGCCGACACACUGCACGCUCGGCAGCUGCUACUGCAACGACGGCUACUGCAGGUACCCGGCCAGCACCACGCACGUCCAGUCGCGGUAUUGCGUCGCCCGCGUGCCCGACGCCACGUGCCACCUCACCCGCUUCUGCUACAGCGCCGGCCUCACGACCUCGUUCUGCGAGAAGGGCCUGUGCAUGUGCAAGUGGGGCUACAGCGUCGAGACCGACGAGGACGGCAAGCACACGUGCGUCGCGUCCACCGCCGCGCUCGCCGAGGCUGUCGCCCGCAACGCCACCGCGGAGGAGAUCGAGCUGCUGGUGGAGCACAAGGAGCACUCCGAGCGCAUGGCCGCCCAGAACGUCGCGAUCGGGGCCGCGUGGCUCUGCGGCGCCGCCACGCUCGUCUUCGCCGCGGGCGCCUGGGCGCUGCGCCGCCGCGCGGCGAGGGUGACGUCCCAGCCGGCGGGCUACCAGGCGCUCGUCGCAUGAUGAGAGCGGCCUUGGGGUGGGGUGCGGUGUCGGGGUGCAGUGUCUCUGGACGGAAGCUGCCACAAGCGAGUGGCGACUGGCAGUAGAACCCCAGCACAGCGCCACGUUUUGUAUCGAUUGCGCUGCAAGUGCGCCAGUGCGCGGGCCCAGUGCUGACAGCCACGCGUCCUGGGCUGGCGGCACGCAGUAGAGUUUCAAUACGCGUCCUGGCCUGUCGGCCCGCGACCCGGGCUGGCGGCGGACACGCUAUUCGUUACAUCGGUUACAAUCCACGCGAACCAAUCGGAAAACAUAUCCGUGAAGAGAUGAA
Messenger RNA from Prorocentrum cordatum, 1127 nucleotides. NCBI's taxonomy places the organism in Eukaryota, Dinophyceae, Prorocentrales, Prorocentraceae. The record is from the annotation of a GenBank genome assembly.